CUGAAGGACAACGCAAGAAAGAUAAAAAGCGACAUAAAAAGCACAAGACAAAAAGACGUCGAAGGCGAAGGUAUUCAUCUAGUUCCAGUUCCGACAGUAAUGCAGAUUUUCUCGAUAACUCUAAACGACCUGCGUAUUUUGAUAGCUUUACCUGUAAUAAUUAUUCCUCAAGUUUCCCGCCAUAUAGACUUUGUGGUACAAAUAACAUUGCAGGGUUUAGUUACAUGCCAGGAUACUUUCCUGCACCUCCGAAUUCGGCAACACCCUACCCUAUGCAAGGCUAUCUCCCCACUUCGCAAUUUAACAUGCCACAGGCCCCAUCUCCGAUAUUCGAAAACAGGGAUAAAACUACGUAUCCUCAACAUGGUUUACAUCACGACUACGAUACAGAAUUGCCGGUGCACACAUGUACCAACCCGCGAAUAGCAAAUUCAAUUACUGAUACAAGUACAACAACAGUAAAUCUUAAUGUUAAUUCGCCAGACAAAUGGUCGGGAUUAGAUACACUUGUCGAAGUGGCGAACGAUAUUCAUCAGACUUGA
Messenger RNA from Paramuricea clavata, 542 nucleotides. The record is from the annotation of a GenBank genome assembly. Lineage: Eukaryota; Metazoa; Cnidaria; Anthozoa; Malacalcyonacea; Plexauridae.